AUGGCCUCGACGGGCUCUGCCGUAGACUACUCAUCCUACAGCGACAAGCAGGUAGCAUCGAGCAUCGACCACGGCAAAGAAGUCGUCACUCCGACACAGCCGUAUCCGGACGCCUAUGCAUAUGCAAACCCCAACAACACCAAUAACGACAGUACACACGGCGGGAGUGGAGGAGGGGGUCUCGAAGCAGUUCAUCACCUUCUACCGGACGGGCAGGAGAACCCUGCCUGGGUCGAGCGGAAGACGAAACGAAAGAUAUGUGGUCUUAGUAGCAGGGCCUUCAUCAUCGCGAUCGCCGUGGUGACGGCUUUGCUGGUCGCAGCCAUCAUUGGAGGAAGCAUAGGAGGCGUGCUGGCACAUAAAAACAACUCGGGAAGCGACAAGGCCGAGUCAGCGCAGCGCAGCAGCACGUCUCCCGCCACUGCAGUCUCAGCAACAGCAACAGCAACAGCAACAGCAGGAGCAACUACCUCGCCGUCGGCUACUGUUGAGGUCGUUCCUUUCACAUUCUCAUCGUCAUCGUCAUCGUCAACGCCAUCCUCAUCCUCAUCCUCUGCUACUGUCGAGACCACAACCGCAACUGGUACCUCCACAUCCUCCACCUCUAUCUCCACAGCCUCAAGCCAGGAAGGAACCUACAACUGCCCCGCAGACAACAACGAAGAAUAUGUAUCCUCCGUGGACGCCACCGCCACCUGGACGAUUCUCUGCAAUACAGAUUGGCCAGCGGGGGUUGCCGCCUUGAGCGAGGGAACUGUGUACGACCUUGAUGCUGUCAUUGCGUACAGCGUUCAAUCUUGCAUCGACCAAUGCGUUGAAAACAAUCUCUCUGGCGGAGGUUGCCAGGCGGUCGUUUACGGCGCCAAUAUCACCCUUGCCCUGAGUAGGUCUGGGAUUACCGGGAACUGUUUUCUGAAAAAUGAUCGGGGCGCACAGAACAGCGUGGACAAUAGUGGGCAGGUCGAGGCCGCGUAUGCGUCCUCGCUGAGUGCCUGA
Messenger RNA from Fonsecaea erecta, 996 nucleotides. RefSeq lists its product as hypothetical. The record is from RefSeq and is a predicted model, not a curated record. The transcript is spliced from 2 exons. The coding region runs from base 1 to 996 and encodes 331 amino acids. Lineage: Eukaryota; Fungi; Ascomycota; Eurotiomycetes; Chaetothyriales; Herpotrichiellaceae.